This is a messenger RNA of Bursaphelenchus xylophilus (pine wood nematode), 1848 nucleotides long. The record is from the annotation of a GenBank genome assembly. Lineage: Eukaryota; Metazoa; Nematoda; Chromadorea; Rhabditida; Aphelenchoididae.
AUGGUCGUUGUGGACCCCAAGUUCAAGAACGUGGGAAGGAAGCGCGGAUUGGAGAUUUGGAGAAUCAAAGUGAGUAUUUCCGACCUCAAAUCCAUCCAUCGUACUACUAACCAUAUUACAAAUUAAAUUCCAGGAUUUUGACCUCGAGGUCGUGCCAAAAGAACAGUUUGGAAAUUUCUAUUCUGGUGACUCAUACAUCAUUUUGAAUGUAAGUACUGUCCCCUUAACACUCAUAACUGGGAGAAUAGACUAAGAAUAAUGACAACUGGGACGUCCACUUCUGGCUGGGCAAAGAUACCACACAAGACGAAGCCGGAACCGCUGCUAUCAAGACUGUAGAGCUGGACGAUUCCUUGGGUGGACUACCUGUUCAAUAUCGAGAGGUUCAGGACCACGAGAGUGCUCUUUUCUUGUCCUAUUUCAAGGAUGGGAUCAAGUAAGACAGAUAAAUCAAAAGCUCAUAUUAGAUUUCUAUUGCAUCGUGAAUUUUAUGGCUUAAACCCAUUCCAGAUACAUGCAAGGAGGAAAUUCCAGUGGAUUCAACCACGUAGUUGAUCCCUAUCAAAACUAUAAACCCAAGUUAUUCCAAUGCAAAGGCAAGAGAAAUGUCCGUUGCACUCAAGUCGAUUGCAAAUUGGAAUCUUUGAAUCUCGGCGACGUCUUUCUUCUCGAUCUUGGACUAGACAUCUACGUUUGGAUGCCUCCAGAAGCUGGUCGUUUGGAACGAGUGAAAGGAGUAAACCAAGCCAAAAGUAUUCGAGACCAGGAGAGAGCCGGAAGGCCGAAGAUUCAUGUGCUGGAUCAAGAUUGGAAAGACAGUCCGACGUUCUGGAAGCACUUUGGAGGUGCUCAGAACGCCUCAAGAGUGAAGAGUGCCCAAGCCGGAGGGGCCGAUGAGAACUAUUGGAGAGAAAAAGGGACUGCAGUUACUCUCUGGAAGGUCUCUGAUGCCAGUGGGACUUUGAAAGUGACCAAACUGGCUCAAGGAAGUCUUAACAUCAAAGAUCUGAACACUAAUGUAAGUUCAAUAAAGUCAUGAGCCCAAAAAAACAUUGAUAGACUUUCAAAAUCUCAAUUUUAGGACGCGUUUAUUCUCGAUGCCGACCAUGGAGGUGUCUUCGUCUGGAUUGGAAAGGAAUGCAACAAAACCGAGCGAUCCAAAGCCCAACAAUGGGGUCAAGAGUACCUCAAACAGAAGGCAAGUGUUCAUUCCACAAAAAAACGCUAAUUAUCUAAUUCUUUCCAGAAUAGAAACAAAUACACCCAAGUAAUCCGUGUUUUGGAAGGAGCCGAGCCGCAGAUCUUCACCCAAUGGUUUGCCGAUUGGUCUGGGAACAAAAAAUCGUCCGACUACAAGCCUAAACUCUAUAAUGUCUCCAACGAAACCGGAAAACUGGUUGUCGAAGAGGUCGCCAACUUCACUCAAGAGGACUUGGACACCGAUGACGUCAUGAUUUUGGAUGCCUUGAAUACAAUCUAUGUCUGGAUCGGGGAUGGAGCGAACAAAGCGGAGAGAGAGGCAGCUAGCCAGACGGCAAAGAAAUACCUGGAGACGGACAAAGUCCCUCGACACAAGACGGCACAGAUCGACAUUCUGAAUCAAGGGAAGGAAAAUCCCGGCUUCAAGAAGCUGUUCCCCAAAUGGGACGACAAAAUGUGGGCCAAGGUGAGCGUUUCGGAACCUUUACAACCUUUUUUGGAUGAGUGUUAGUCUUGACCUCUAUUCCAAUCCUAUUAUCGACAAAAACCGUAAACCCGUACUUUCAGAAAGACAAGGACUACAAAAACCUUCGCGAGCUCAUCUUCGAAGGCUCUGGCCCUCAAAAGAUCAUGUCUUUUGCUCAUUAA